This is a messenger RNA of Camelina sativa (false flax), 1937 nucleotides long. The record is from RefSeq and is a predicted model, not a curated record. NCBI's taxonomy places the organism in Eukaryota, Viridiplantae, Streptophyta, Magnoliopsida, Brassicales, Brassicaceae.
UGAUGAUUGAAUUGAAUCGAAGAAGAUUAGAAGAGAGCAUGGGUCUCUGUGAAGAAGAUAACGUAGUGAGCCAUGUUUCAUUCUGGAGCUGACGUCACUCUCUGAGGAAACCGUGAUUCAAGGAUCUUUCUUCUCUGAUUUUUUUUUACUUUCUCUCUCUCUCUCUCUCUCUCUCUCUCUCUUAGUAUAUAUAUAAGUUGAAGCUCUCUUCAGUUAUGUCUACGGCUUCUUGGAUUCAACCUCCUUGUAGAUACUUACCGGAGGAUCGUGGCGGUGGUUUCGCUAACCGAGGACGGCAGUAUUCCGGCGUCGUUUUAGCUGCUGCUUCUUCUUCUUCAUCGCCGUCGUCAUCCUCAUCCUCCUCGUGCUCCUGUGGUUACUCUGAUAUUUUGAAUUUCGAUUUCGGGGGGUUAAGCAGAAGCUGGAACCAACAACAGGGACUCAGGAGGGUUCAAGCAAUGAGUGCCACGGCUCAACGUAAUUUUUCGCUAUCCAAAGGCGACAAUGAUGACAAAAUUGAACCUGAUCAUCUUCUUGUUCUUGUUCACGGUAUUUUGGCCAGUCCCAGUGACUGGCUCUACGUAGAAGCUGAGAUGAAAAGACGCCUUGGCAGAAGAUUCUUGAUUUAUGCAAGUUCUUCCAAUACCUUCACUAAAACAUUUGGCGGGGUCGAUGGAGCUGGAAAACGACUAGCAGAAGAGGUUAGACAAGUUGUCCAAAAGAGCAAGAGCUUAAAAAAGAUUUCCUUUUUGGCACACUCCCUCGGUGGCUUAUUCGCUAGACAUGCUGUUGCUGUUCUUUACUCAGCAGCAAUUUCACAAGCCAUUGAUGGUACUGUCUCUAAAUCUGGAAAUCUUCUUCGAGGUAGGAUUGCUGGGCUGGAACCGAUUAAUUUCAUCACCUUGGCAACACCUCAUCUAGGAGUGAGAGGCAGAAAGCAGCUGCCUUUUCUGUUGGGAGUUCCUAUUCUAGAAAAACUUGCUGCACCGAUAGCUCCGUUCUUUGUUGGUCGGACUGGUAGCCAGUUGUUCCUCACCGAUGGUAAAGCUGAUAAACCACCUCUUCUUUUGAGGAUGGCAUCUGAUAGUCAUGAUCUGAAAUUUUUAUCGUCUCUGGGGGCGUUUCGAAGCCGCAUCAUAUAUGCAAAUGUAUCUUAUGACCACAUGGUUGGUUGGCGUACAUCUUCCAUAAGGAGAGAAACUGAACUUUUCAAGCCUCCACGCCGGUCUCUGGAUGGAUACAAGCAUGUUGUCGAUGUAGAAUACUGUCCACCUCUUUCAUCAGACGGAGCUCAUUUCCCUCCAGAAGCUGCUAAAGCCAAGGAGGCCGCACAAAGCUCGCCGAGCCCUCAGAACACACUUGAGUAUCAUGAAAUCGUGGAAGAGGAAAUGAUCCGCGGUCUGCAGACUUUAGGGUGGAAGAAAGUUGAUGUCAGCUUCCACUCCACAUUCUGGCCUUACUUAGCACAUAACAACAUUCACGUGAAAAGUGAAAGACUAUACAAAGCAGGAGCUGGAGUUGUUGCGCAUGUUGCAGAUAGCAUAAAACAGCAAGAGUCGUCCACGUUUAUAACCGCCAGCUUAUAAAAUCGUGAGCUGUCGAGUGUUUUAACCGGUUAAGUGUUGAGUGUGCCGAAACAUUUGAACCAUACAUGUUUUUCUCUUACUAUACAGUUCGGGGAGAUCAGCGCAGAUCAAGAAAACGUUCUUGAUCAUAUUUUUGGCUGGCCAAAUCAAAGACAAGUACAAUUCAAAUUCAUCUGUACAUGAUUUUCUUGUAUUAGCUUUCCAAGCAAUGAUACAACACUUGAAAGAUAUUAUUAUAGAAUUCAGGUUUCCCUGCAGUUUUUUUUUUUUUUCAAGUAGAUCCUCAACAGUUCAAGUCUUGUAAAAUUUUUGUUUCCCAAGUCAAAAUUACAGAUUCAGUUGAAGACUCUU